Verticillium dahliae VdLs.17 is the source of this 1095-nucleotide messenger RNA. RefSeq lists its product as uncharacterized. The transcript has 3 exons. Gene Ontology annotation, cellular component: cytoplasm. The record is from RefSeq and is a predicted model, not a curated record. Gene Ontology annotation, molecular function: poly(A)-specific ribonuclease activity; RNA binding. NCBI's taxonomy places the organism in Eukaryota, Fungi, Ascomycota, Sordariomycetes, Glomerellales, Plectosphaerellaceae. Gene Ontology annotation, biological process: nuclear-transcribed mRNA poly(A) tail shortening. The coding region runs from base 1 to 1095 and encodes 364 amino acids.
AUGGAUGUCAACUCGCAGAACUUCUGGCUUGUCCUGCCUGGACUUCUCCAGAGUCUGGCUGACUGCGAUUUCGCUGUCAUCGACUUGGAGAUGUCUGGUGGCGUCACUGACCGUGAUGACUCGCGGUACAGUGGUCUCUCCGGCAAGGAGCUGUCGUACGCCAUGGCCGCCCACGCUGCCACGCAGUACAACAUCCUCGAGUUCGGACUGACCUUGAUCAAGAACCCCAAGGACAAGAACUCAGAGUUCGUGACUACCACGUACAACUUUGCCGUCAACAACCUCUUCUUCCAGGACACCAGAGACGAGUAUAUCUUCCAGCGCUCGCAGGAGCGCGUCAUCAACUUCUCUGUCACUGCCCUCGACUUCUUCAAGAAGAAGGGCGUUGACCCCAUGACCCUCAACGGCUUUGAAGGCGAACAUCGUGCCGGCGUCCCUUUUCUGAGCCGCAAGGAGCGUGAAGAGGCCAUCGAGCAGGCCAUCCGCGACAGAAAGUUCACGCGCAAACGCCGGGUCAGGGUCAGCGCCCGUGAAGCCACGAUCAAGAAGCAAUCGUGCCUCAGCAUCGUCUUCGAAGCCCUCUGCGGCGGCAACUUUCUGGAUCUCAUCGACACGGUCGAGCUGUCGGUCACGCUCGCGGCGUGCCCCGGCUGGCGCAACAACAUCGGCGACCUGCAGCGGCACCUCAACAAGUGCCAGACGGCGCUGCGGGCCAAGCGUCCGGUCCUGGUCGGCCACAACAUGGUGUACGACCUGACGUUCCUCUACGACGCCUUCGUGGGCUGCCUGCCGGCGACGCUCGCCGGGUUCCAGUUCCGGCUCCUGGCCAUCUUCCCGCGCAUCAUCGACACGAAGGUCCUGGCCGUCCACAUCAACCACGUCGACGGCAACGACCCCCUGGGCGCCCUCUACAACGACUUCAAGCACGGACGGCCCGAGAUCACCCAUGCUCUCGGCUUUGGCUACAACGUGGACCAGGGCCGCGCCCACUCGGCCGGCUUCGACAGUGAGUCCCCCCCCCACCCUCGGUCCCCCUCCGACCUGGGCCGUGAUGAACGUCCGUACGGGAUGGCUGACGGAGCGCAGGCUACAUGA